AUGCCGGUCUUCACGGAGUAUUCCGCCGCGUCGCGCGAGCUUCGCGUUCUCCCCUCCUUCGCUCCCCCGCUGCCACGUCUAGCUCCACAACCCUCGGCCAGCACAACGGAAAAAUAUGAAGUCGUCAUCGUGGGCGCCGGGCCUGCAGGGCUUAUGCUGGAGCUUCUUCUCUCCCGAUACGGACUGAGUGACAAGUCACUGCUGUGCGUAGACUCCAAGCCUACAACACUGAAGUCUGGCCAAGCCGAUGGACUUCAGCCACGCACACUUGAGACGCUGAAGUCGCUAGGUUUGGCGGAUGAGAUUCUUACCGAAGGGUGUCAAAUGUGGCAGGUCGCAUUUUGGAAUCCUUCGAACGAUAAAGAUAAAAUCAUUGAACGUACCUCGAUUGUCCAGGACGUCGCUGUCCCUGCUCGCUUCCCGCACGAAGUUACAAUUCACCAAGGCCGAAUUGAACGGAUUUUGGAAACGGAUUUGCUGCGCUAUUCGAAGCGCGGUGUGCAGCGGAAUACCAAACUUAUCGAGGUUAAGAUUGAUGAGGAAGGCGAUUCGGAGUUCCCAGUGCUGGCAGAGAUUGAGACCGAAGGACAAAAGCGCCAUGUGAGAACAAAGUAUCUCGUGGGAGCCGACGGCGCACAUUCCGCCGUUCGACGCAGCAUGGGUCUUAAGCUUGAGGGUGAAUCCCUAGAUCACAUUUGGGGCGUCGUCGAUCUUGUCGUCGACACCGAUUUCCCUGAUAUCAGGAGACGUUGCGCAAUUCACUCACCGGCGGGCUCCGUGAUGGUGAUUCCUCGCGAGCGCAUCGCGACUGGCGAUUACUUGACACGACUGUACGUGCAAGUGCCCGGGGAUGUGAAUCCCGACAGCGAUCAACAGACUGCGGAUAGCAAGAAGACGCCUUCAACAGCAGAUGCCAGAGCUCGCCGGAGCCAGGUAACCCAACAGACCAUCUUCGACAACGCAGCGGCGGUAUUAAAGCCGUACUAUAUUCGACCGAAGAAAGACGGAGCUGUAGACUGGUGGGCGGCUUAUCAGAUCGGCCAGCGGGUCACCGAUAACUUCUCGGUCAAGGAUUCAAAGGGUGUGAAUCGUGUUUUUAUUGCGGGAGAUGCUUGCCAUACACAUAGUCCGAAGGCAGGACAAGGCAUGAAUGUCUCUAUGAUGGACUCUUACAACCUGGCCUGGAAACUGGCCUAUGCCAUCCAUGGCCUCACACCCGGCGGUAGCAACGGAGCACCGGAUCCCCUCCUUGAUACAUACCACACCGAACGUCACACUAUUGCACAACAACUCAUCGAAUUUGACCGAGACUUUUCAUCCAUGUUUUCCGGGAAGAUUGGCGCGUCGGAAGAUGGUGUUGGAGGGUUAACUCAUGAUCAGUUCCUCGAGGUAUUCAGCCGGGGCAAUGGGUUUACCAGUGGUUGCGGGAUUGAGUAUCCCGACAAUAUGGCCGUGGUGCGAGACCUAGAAGAUGGCAAUAACCCAAUCAAGGGUACCAAUUAUUUGUCAGGCAUUCUGCGUCCCGGACGACGACUAUUGAACGUGCGUCUGAUCCGUCAUGCGGAUGGUUAUCUUCGUGACCUGCAAGAUGAUUUCGCAUCUACCGGCCGAUUCCGCAUUCUGUGUCUGACAUCGUCGGAUUUGCUGAACCCUGAUGGUACUUCUGCUCGGACGCUGGCUCAGCUCGGUGCAGUCAUUCCCCGUUUCCCGCAGUCGGUGCUCGAGCAGGUAGUCGUUCACCCUCGUCUUGAUAGAGACUUCACGUGGAACGAUCUCCCACAAGAUGUCAAGCAAUACUCUGAAAUGUCGUUCUACAGUGGAUAUGAGAUGGACGAUGUCUACGGUAUUUACGGUGUCAACCCGACUGACGGUGCUUUGGCUAUUGUUCGGCCCGAUGGGUACAUUGGUGUCAUUGCUGUAUUGGACGACGUGAAACGGGUGGAAAGAUACUUGGAAGCAUUGAUCCGUACAGUCUAG
Molecule: messenger RNA, 1977 nt
Organism: Penicillium cinerascens
Lineage: Eukaryota; Fungi; Ascomycota; Eurotiomycetes; Eurotiales; Aspergillaceae
Product: putative phenol monooxygenase
Exons: 5
Coding region: 1-1977 (658 amino acids)
Molecular function (GO): FAD binding
Source: RefSeq, a predicted model, not a curated record